GAUAUGAUGAAACUUCCCGCACGCCUUACAGAAGCCCGGCGACUCUAAGGUGGGAAGCGGCCUCCAACCGGUCUUGUCACUGCGCUGCCUCCGCUCCACCUUCUCUGGCCCUGGCCGCUAGUGCUCAGAGUGCCCGAAGUCCUCCUGUAGCAUGUGUGGCAUUUGGGCCCUCUUCGGCAGCGAUGACUGCCUGUCUGUGCAGUGUCUGAGUGCGAUGAAGAUCGCGCACAGGGGGCCAGAUGCCUUUCGCUUUGAGAACGUCAAUGGAUACACCAACUGCUGCUUUGGCUUUCACCGCUUGGCUGUGGUUGACCCGCUGUUUGGAAUGCAGCCGAUAAGAGUGAGGAAAUACCCUUAUUUGUGGCUCUGUUACAAUGGUGAAAUCUACAACCACAAGGCGCUACAGCAACGUUUUGAAUUUGAAUAUCAGACCAAUGUGGAUGGUGAGAUAAUCCUCCAUCUCUAUGACAAAGGAGGUAUCGAAAAAACCAUCUGUAUGUUGGAUGGGGUGUUUGCAUUUAUCUUACUGGACACUGCCAAUAAGAAAGUAUUUCUGGGCAGAGAUACCUAUGGAGUCAGACCUUUGUUCAAAGCCAUGACAGAAGAUGGAUUUCUGGCUGUAUGUUCAGAAGCUAAAGGCCUUGUUUCCUUAAAACAUUCCACCACUCCCUUCUUAAAAGUGGAGCCCUUCCUUCCUGGACACUAUGAAGUUUUGGAUUUAAAACCAAAUGGCAAAGUUGCGUCUGUGGAAAUGGUCAAAUACCAUCACUGUACAGAUGAGCCAUUGCACGCCAUCUAUGACAGCGUGGAGAAACUGUUCCCAGGCUUUGAGAUAGAGACCGUGAAGAACAAUCUGCGUAUCCUUUUUGACAGCGCGAUCAAGAAACGCUUGAUGACAGACCGGAGGAUUGGCUGCCUUUUAUCAGGGGGCCUCGACUCCAGCCUGGUUGCUGCCUCCCUGCUGAAGCAACUCAAGGAGGCCCAAGUUCAGUAUCCUCUGCAGACAUUUGCUAUUGGCAUGGAAGAUAGCCCCGAUUUACUGGCUGCUAGAAAGGUGGCAAAUUAUAUUGGAAGCGAGCAUCAUGAAGUCCUUUUUAACUCUGAAGAAGGCAUUCAGGCCCUGGAUGAAGUCAUAUUUUCCUUGGAAACUUAUGAUAUUACGACAGUUCGAGCAUCUGUGGGUAUGUAUUUGAUUUCCAAGUAUAUUCGGAAGAACACAGACAGCGUGGUGAUCUUCUCUGGAGAGGGGUCAGAUGAACUUACACAGGGCUAUAUAUAUUUCCACAAGGCUCCUUCUCCUGAGAAGGCCGAGGAGGAGAGUGAGAGACUGCUGAAGGAGCUCUACCUGUUUGACGUUCUCCGGGCCGACCGCACUACUGCUGCACACGGUCUCGAACUGAGAGUCCCCUUUCUGGAUCAUCGGUUUUCUUCCUAUUACCUGUCUCUGCCACCAGAUAUGAGAAUUCCAAAAAAUGGCAUAGAAAAACAUCUCCUGAGAGAAACUUUUGAGGACUCCAACCUGCUACCCAAAGAGAUCCUCUGGAGACCCAAAGAAGCCUUCAGCGACGGGAUCACCUCAGUCAAGAACUCCUGGUUCAAGAUUUUACAAGACUAUGUUGAACAUCAGGUUGAUGAUGAGAUGAUGUCUGCAGCCUCCCAGAAGUUUCCCUUCAAUACUCCCAAAACUAAAGAAGGUUAUUAUUACCGUCAGAUCUUUGAACGCCAUUACCCAGGCCGGGCUGAUUGGCUGACUCAUUAUUGGAUGCCUAAGUGGAUCAAUGCCACCGACCCUUCUGCCCGCACUCUGACCCAUUACAAGUCAGCUGCCAAAGCUUAGGCGCUUUCUACACUCUUGUGUAAAAGUAAAUGUUUCUUCCGGCUCUGAAGGUCGAGACAUUGAAACAAUCAGAAAGAAUGAAACUCAGCCAUCAGUCACUCAGGCUUACUUAGGCAUGAAAAGAAAUAAAAGUAUCACAUCU
Messenger RNA from Mus pahari (shrew mouse), 1979 nucleotides. RefSeq names its product asparagine synthetase (glutamine-hydrolyzing) (gene Asns). The transcript is spliced from 12 exons. The record is from RefSeq and is a predicted model, not a curated record. Gene Ontology annotation, molecular function: asparagine synthase (glutamine-hydrolyzing) activity. Lineage: Eukaryota; Metazoa; Chordata; Mammalia; Rodentia; Muridae. Bases 152 to 1837 code for a protein of 561 amino acids. Gene Ontology annotation, cellular component: cytosol.